Messenger RNA from Bipolaris victoriae FI3, 435 nucleotides. RefSeq lists its product as hypothetical. The transcript is spliced from 2 exons. The coding region runs from base 1 to 435 and encodes 144 amino acids. NCBI's taxonomy places the organism in Eukaryota, Fungi, Ascomycota, Dothideomycetes, Pleosporales, Pleosporaceae. The record is from RefSeq and is a predicted model, not a curated record.
AUGCCUACUAGCUCAUUGCUCACCUUCGCUCUCAGUGUCACUGCCGUUUCUGAAAUGGCCUGCCGGAAACCUGGUAGCACUCUCAAUACUGAAUUGACUGAUACCUCUGGAGCUUACUGCCAGUUCCCGUCAAGCAUCAACUGCCCAGUGAACGGCGGGAUUCACAUCACGAACGGCACACUUAUCCAGGCAGUUGUUAACGCUGAUAGAAGUGGAUGGCCUGUGGAAUAUAACGCAGCUAAUACGGCUUGUGGACACUGCGCCACCCCGAAUCUUCAUAACAUUCCUCACUGGACCAUGAGACUUCCAAACCUAGCUGGUACGUUAUACUACGCAUUGGCUUCUAACGGUACCUUCUACUUUUGCACCACGAUGUCAGGAAUAAGCCCAUUUGGCUGGCUCGGUCAGUGGAAAGAAAACAAAGCAGUGUUGUGA